This is a messenger RNA of Lasiosphaeria miniovina, 1095 nucleotides long. Its product is annotated as concanavalin A-like lectin/glucanase domain-containing protein. The annotation marks the transcript as partial. The record is from RefSeq and is a predicted model, not a curated record. NCBI's taxonomy places the organism in Eukaryota, Fungi, Ascomycota, Sordariomycetes, Sordariales, Lasiosphaeriaceae. The transcript is spliced from 3 exons. Gene Ontology annotation, biological process: carbohydrate metabolic process; fungal-type cell wall organization. Gene Ontology annotation, molecular function: glycosyltransferase activity; hydrolase activity, hydrolyzing O-glycosyl compounds. Gene Ontology annotation, cellular component: fungal-type cell wall.
ACGGCCGCUCUGGCUGCAACGCUCGUUUCGGGCCAGACGUUUACUGCGUGUAAUCCAACAAAAGAGACUUGCCCAAAUCCCAAGGCUGUUGGCGGUAAGGUCAUCGAUAUCGAUUUCCGGAAGGGCGAGAACGCGUUCUUGGAGAACCUUGCAGGGACCAAGGUCACCUACGACAAGGACAAUGGCGCCAUCUUCACCAUCAACAAAGACAGUGAUGCCCCGACCAUGUCGAGCGGCGACAAGUACAUCUUCUUUGGCAGGAUCGAUGUCAAGGUCAGGGCCGCACCGGGGGCAGGAAUUGUUACUAGCUUCGUCCUUCAGUCGGACGACCUGGACGAGAUCGACUGGGAGUGGGUUGGAAGCGACACGGCUCAGGCCCAGACCAACUACUUCAGCAAAGGCUGCACCACAGUCUACGACCGUGGCGGCUUCUCGCCGAUCGCCAACCCGCAGUCCAACUUCAACACGUACUCGAUCGACUGGACCCCCACGAGGCUCAACUGGGAAAUCAAUGGCGUGGUGGUGCGGACACUGAACGCAGCUAAUGCUAACGGCUGCUCGGGCUACCCCCAGACGCCCAUGCAGAUCAAGCUGGGAACCUGGGUUGGAGGUCUCAAGACAGCCGCCCCGGGCACUAUUGAAUGGGCUGGCGGCCUGGCCAACUUUGCGAACGCCCCCUUCGUCGGCGCCUACGAGACCAUCCGCAUCCAGGACUACAUGGGUGGCGACGGCGUCACGGGCCCCAAGGACGCCAGCGAGUACCAGUACACGGACAAGAGUGGCACUUGGCAGAGCAUCAAGGUCUCGUCUACCACGGCUCCCGCCACCACUUCGACCAAAGGCACCACCUCGAGCUCCUCGACCCACUCUACGCUAACGACUGUCACUUCGUCGUCGCCGGUCUCCUCUUCGGUUUCAACCAGCUCCACUGACACCACCGUCUCCAACUCCAACACGCUCUCAGGGGCACAGACAACAGGAGCAGCGAAGAACGGCGCUUCCGCGCCACCGAGUGCGGCGGGCAAGGUUGCUCUGACGCUCGGAAACGCCGCUGUGAUGGGUGCGGCCAUCCUCGUUGGUGUUUUGGCGCUUUAA